AUGGCGCCGCUUCGGGGAGGUGAACAGGUCUAUGCGACGCUUCUGUUAAACGACACUUACCUUCCAGGCGCAUUGGUUCUCGCUCAUUCUCUCCGCGAUGCUGGCACUUCGAAACAGCUGAUCAUCCUCGUCACGCUCGACACUGUAUCCGCCGAGGUCAUCACAGAACUCACGGCCGUCUACGAUCAUGUCAUCCCCGUGCCGCGCAUUCGCAACGCCCGACCUGCAAACCUCUACCUCAUGAAUCGGCCUGAUCUUCAUUCGGCCUUUACCAAGGUCAACCUCUGGAGACAGACCCAAUUCUCCAAAAUAGUCUACAUCGAUGCCGACGUUGUCGCCUACCGAGCUCCGGAUGAGCUAUUCGACAUCGCCGCGCCCUUUUCUGCCGCACCCGAUAUCGGAUGGCCGGAUCUUUUCAAUACUGGUGUCAUGGUUUUGAGCCCCAACAUGGGAGACUACUAUGCUCUCACGGCAAUGGCCGAAAGAGGUAUCUCUUUCGAUGGUGCCGACCAAGGUCUCCUCAAUAUGCACUUCAAGAAUACGUAUAACCGCAUCAGCUUCACCUACAAUGUCACACCAUCGGCUCAUUAUCAGUAUGUGCCUGCGUACCGACACUUCCAGUCAAGCAUCAACAUGGUGCAUUUCAUUGGCCCCGAUAAGCCCUGGUUCCAAGGUCGACAAGCAAGCAAGGGAGAUUCGCCAUUCGAAGACAUGAUUGGCAGAUGGAAAUGGCACCUGCUCCGUCACAAGGACAGCAGCGACAGCUUCCAGAAGAGACUAACCAAGCUUCGCAAGAGCAGACAAACCAAGAGCAACAGGUUCCUGAGAUCGUACAGUACUUUACUAAAGGAGAAUUCCAGCCGCAAGCUGCCCAAGCAACUUCAACGGGUGAGCAUAAUAACGUGGCGGAAACUCCUCACAGUCACGAUAGCACACACUAUCAGAUGGCACCCCCUUCCUCGGGUCAUCAGGCUCAUGGCCUUUCCCACCAUGAUGCCCAUGAUGCUGGCUCCUUCCAGCCGUGUGUUCAUCAUGAACAACCCCAUCAUGGUCAAGGAUCCCAGCCUGAGAUUGCGUAUCAGGCUGGCCAUUCGUCCACCCCUUCUAGCGAGUCAUUUGGUGCUUUUGCUGGAACGCAAGCUGAGGCUCGACCAGAGCAGAUUUCAGCACACGGGGGGCGGGGUGAAUCAGUACCAGUGGUGCAACAUAGAGAGCCAACUCCUCCUGCAUGGGACGCUCAGAGAUUCAAGACCGGAAGCACUCAACUUCCCUUCACAGACGUAUGAGAUGUCUCAGGACCCCGCUCCAUUUGUGCCCCCCCACCGAUACCCGAGUCCCCCAAGAAAUAUGUGGUAUGAGCUUCCGAAAGACAAGCCAACGCAGAAGCCUCGUCACCUUUUCCCAUGGGAAGUCAACCAACCCAAGCCGACCAGAGUCUUCACUACGGACUCGGCAGAGCCAGAAGCCGAGGAACCUUCGAGCACGCCGACUGGUGAGCACGCGGCGUCUCCCAUGGCGUCUUCCAUAUCUCAGGCUCCCGCUGAGCUGUCUCUUCUAGGAUCAUCGACGACUGGUCAAAAGAGCGAGCCCAGCACCCCAGCUACUCCAACUAUCAAAGUCAGCCCGUCAGAUCCUUGGACCGCUUUCACACGUACAAAUGCCUGGGACGAAGUACCCGAAAUCGAGCGUUACGUCGAGGGUCUCCAAAAGCAUCGUCGUGGAAAGAGCCAGGGCUCGGUAGGAAUCUCUGAUGGAAAGAUAGCAAAGGAGCACGGGCUCAAGCUCACAGACUUCCCUAGCGUAGUCGAAAGACCUAGUCUUCCAGUCACUCCUGCACCUAUCCGUCGGCCAAAAUUCUGGGGCGGUGGCCCCGGACCUGGCGACGGAGAGGAUGACGAGGAACUGCCGGUCGCCCAGGGCGUGCCGCCGCAGACUGACUGGGAUCCUUCUGCACAGCUUCAGGAAUUGGCUAAGCAGCAGUCAGAGGCUUUGUUGAAGAAGCUGGGUGGUGGUGAAGGUGGACCCGAGGGUGUGAGUCGCGAGAUCCCAAAACGUUCCUUGUCGUCCGGCUCGGAGGGAGUGUUUCCACCUACUUAUGUUGCGCAGUCGUCGAAAGGGGUGGUGCUCAGUCCGCAGCCGGUAAAAGGCAGCGCGACAACGAGCGCCUUGCGUAAUCUGGGUGAUGGGCAGGGUCAUCUGGCAUCUUCAACAACAUCGCAGAUCCAGGAGCCGGCUUACCAGGGUCCAGGUGCCGCCUGGGAGAGGGGAGAGGGUGCCCCGUUGUGGGAAACGCCCGCACUUCCUGCGGAGGAGCAGCGCGAUGUGCUUGACACAUAA
Molecule: messenger RNA, 2337 nt
Organism: Colletotrichum orchidophilum
Lineage: Eukaryota; Fungi; Ascomycota; Sordariomycetes; Glomerellales; Glomerellaceae
Product: glycosyl transferase family 8
Exons: 7
Coding region: 1-2337 (778 amino acids)
Cellular component (GO): cytoplasm
Molecular function (GO): glycosyltransferase activity
Source: RefSeq, a predicted model, not a curated record